This is a messenger RNA of Brugia pahangi, 1416 nucleotides long. Lineage: Eukaryota; Metazoa; Nematoda; Chromadorea; Rhabditida; Onchocercidae. The record is from the annotation of a GenBank genome assembly.
AUGCGUUCCCAGAAACAAGUACGCCGUGUUGGAAAAGUACGCUCAUUGAAAAAUGCUGCUGCCGGAAAAUGGAAAAUAUAUCGAAAAUGUCUGGAAGCCAGAAAAGCAUGGCAAAACAAUGCAAUUCUCACAGGACAUCACCAUUCCAGCAAUACACUUGUUCCACCAAAACCAACACGCCGAAGAAUGAAGGAACCAAAGCAGCGAUCUGCGGAAGAACUGGCAGAAAGGCAACGUUUGCGAAAGCAAAGGCAUCUGGAAAAGAAAUUAGCAAAACAGAGAGCGUCAACUUCGACACUUCCAGAGACCAGAAAAAAAAAGAAGCUGGAAGAAGGAUUUGGCAGUGGUUCACCGAAAAAAGCAUCAGCUGGGCACAAAACUACUACAAAAACGAUUAAAGCUAAAAAUUCGAUGAUGAAAGACACAAGGAAAGCAAAGCGUUUAAUGAAUGAACAAGUGCAGCGUGCAGUAAAUAUGGUAGAGCAAGAGAUAGCUGCAAUAAAAUUAAACAAACUGAAAGCGAUGAAAGUCCCGAAGUUACGAACUGAAUCAAUACCAAAGCGACAAUAUCUGAUGUCGACCCAAGAGCAGGAAAUAAACCAAUCGUCAUCAACAAAGCUAGGACAAAAAGAAUUGGUGCAGUCAAAAAAGACAGCAAACGGUGGUGAACAGAAUGACAUUCAUGGAAGUGCAGGAAGAGUUAAAGGAACAAGUAAGGAACAGAUGAGAAAAAAAAAUCGACGAUCAGAUCCUAACUUGUUAGAACAUGAUUUCGUCGGUAUUAGGAAACAAGAGGGAAAUGUUUCAGAAAAGGAAAAGAUUAAAGAAUUAAAUAAGUCUAUAGUGUAUCUCGCAAUGGAUCAGAAUUGUACCGAGGAGAGCAAAGAAUUUAAGGCUGAAAAGAUAAUGGAUCAUAUAAUGUUCUCCAGUGGUAAAAUCCCAAAACAUUCAGAAACGUUGUGGAAAACAAAAAUGGCCAUGAAGACAUCCUUUCCGAAGGAGCUAGAUAUAAACAUGGGAAAGUUGGCACAACAAUAUUCGGAGCCAUUGGGUGGUCCAAAUCUCAGCUUGAGUGGUAAUGGUAGCGAGAGUAUGACUGCAAUAUCUUGCGUAAAAGAGGCAAAAUAUGAUAUGGAUGCUGAGAAAAAAUCAGUACUGAUAUCACAAACGGAUGAAGUAAAUCGUGUCCCUCCAGUUCGUGAUCGCAUCUGCAAACUUUUACCCCGUGACAUUCAGUUUUGUGUGCACAUGAUUGAGAAGCAUGGAGAAGACUACGAGGCAAUGGAAAAAGAUCAAGGCAAUAUUUUCCGUGACUCAGCCAAGGGAAUAGCGCGAAAAAUACGAAUUUUCAAGGAAAGCCCACAAUAUGAAGCAUAUUUGAAAAAACAGAUUGAAUCUUUUGGUUCAGUUGCGUAG